GCGCUUUCUCGCGUACAGCACUACGAACAUUUCCCUGACGAAACGCGUGGUGUGCCAACCCGAAACGCGGGUUGGACGCAAUAAGACAUUUUCGUGUCCCAAAUUGCUGAAUUCGUUGAAACAACUGUGCAUUUAUAGUUAGUGGUGUGUAUACACCAUCACCGAUCUCUCAAAAUGUCGGACAAAUUCGACACGAAAGUUAUUCAGGUGACGAAUGUCGCGCCGACUGCGACAAAAGAUCAAAUGAAAACUUUGUUCGGAUUCAUCGGUAGGAUCCGCGAGUUGAAAAUGUAUCCCCCAGAUUCUGAUGUACAAGUGUCUGCCCGAGUUUGCUAUGUUGAGUAUGAUGAAACAACCCACGUGGGCGUGGCUUUACAUCUUACAAACACUGUCUUCAUCGACAGAGCACUCAUUGUCGUGCCAGUCAUGGAUGGGAAGAUCCCAGAUGAGGGAAAGGCGCUCCAGCUGACACCCCAGGCGGUGGCCGGGAUGUUUCCUGGUCAGCCCACCUGGCCCAGCAACGUCACCAGUCAGAUAUCUGGUACUGGCAUCAACCAGGUGAUCAACACGACGGAUCCCCGGCUGACGGCCCUGGGCCUCACCCAGUAUCCUUCCCUCCCAGCCUGCACUGACCCCACCAAGGUGGAGGAGAUACGCCGGACAGUGUACGUCGGCAAUCUCGACACUACGGUGACCUCAGAGCAGCUGUUGAACUUCUUCGGCCAGGUGGGCGAGGUGAAGUAUGUGAGUAUGGCCGGGGAUGAGAACCAGCCUGCCCGGUUUGCCUAUGUGGAGUUCACUGACCAGCGCUCUGUGGCCACGGCCCUCACCUACAAUGGCGUGAUGUUCCAGAGGAGGCCUCUUAAGGUGAUGCAUUCCAAGUCUGCCAUCGUGAAGCCGCUGACAAAGUCGCAGGAGGCGUCUCAGCGUGAGAUUGAGGAGGCCAUGAAGAAGGUGAAGGAAGCUCAGUCUCUCAUUGCAGCCGCAGCAGGAGGUAAGACGCCACACAGAAGACGAGACAGAAGAAGCCGCUCACGAUCUCGGUCAAGAUCGAAAGGUCGCAGCAGAUCCAGGUCACGGUCGAGACGGAGAUCAAGGUCCAGGCGAUCACGAUCUCGGAAAAGAUCCAGAUCUCGCCGUAGAUCUCGUUCACGGAAACGUAGCAGAACCCCUAAACGCAGGUCAAGGUCAACAUCAAGGACAAGACGAAGAAGGCGAUCGAAAUCAAGGUCUGGGAUAGCCCCGCCUGUUGUGGUAUCGCGGAGGUCAAGGUCACGUGAGAGGAGGAAGUCACGAUCUAGAUCUAAGUCAAAGCAGCAGAGCAGGUCACGGCGAUCUCGUUCCAGAAAGAAAUCGCGAACACCUCCGAAAGCUUUCAGCAGCAGAAGAUCGAGAUCAAGGAGUCGGCGUAAGAGUCGAUCUCGUAGUCGGCACAGGUCCAAGUCCAAGUCCAAGUCCCGCGAGAAGAAAAAAUCAGUGUCCCGUUCCCCAUCCCCUCCUAAGCUGGAGCGAGAGUGCUCCAUACCCGCAAACAAAGGUGAUGGUGGGGACUCGCCGCCAAGACGGUCGAGAAGUCCCAGCUCGAAGCCAAUCAAGGUUGAACCGACCAGCAAGAGUGUGACUGCCAGUGAAUCUAAAUCCUCCAAACCGAGAUCAUCAAGUGAGCGACGUAGCAAAAGUCGCAGCCUAACCCCUAAGAAAAGGUCGACCUCCAAGCGGAGGUCAAGUCGCAGCCCAAAGAAGAGUUCCAGACGUUCAAGGAGCCCAAGACGAAAAUCAAGGUCACCAAGUCGUAAGUCCAAGAAAAGUCGCCGAAGCAGAUCCACGUCUCGACGUCGCUCGCGGUCUCGAAGUGGGUCAAGGCACAGGACAAAGAAGGAAAAGAAGAGAGACCGUGAUAAGAGCCGGGACAGAAGUAGAGAUCGAGAACGUAAUCGUGAAAAAGAACGAGAGAAGGAACGCAAAAGUAAAAAAAGUCGAGAUAAGGAGAAGGAGCGAGAGAAAAAGGACAAGGACAAGGAUAAGGAUACAAAAGUAAAACGGGACUACGAUGAGGAAGAGAAGGGCUUCAACAGUGGAAGUGAAGAGAAGAAAGAGCCGAAAGCUGCUGAGCCUGAAGAUGCAAACAAGGACAAACCUCCGGUACUUUCAGCAGGCGAGGAGUCUCCGCCUCCCCCGCCUCCACCCAAUCCUCCACCUUCAUCCAAGGAUCUGGACUCCAACCAGCAGCAGGUCGACAUGGAGAUGAGUGACUAAAACAACCACUCAUAUCCUACAUCGCACAUUGUUGUCAGUGCACAGGUGGCGCUCUCGAGACCUGUUCCAUCAUGACCUUGAUGGACUGUUGGUUGUUCCAGGACACCUUGACCGAGUAGGGUGGUGGUUACAUCCAGUGCAUUACGAGGCUGAGGUAUGAAGUGAUACUCCAGCAAAUGUGUUCUGUCGCUGAAGAUACUGUUGAAUGCCAUACUGAUGUCAGUUUUUGACAGAAGAUGUGACUUCACGAUUGAACAUUUCAGGCUUGUUUCCAUGCAGUUUUGGAUAUAAAAUACAGAAUAUUAAAAUUUGAAACAUGACUGACGAAGUAGAAAUGAGAAAACAUGAUUGCUUUAACACCUUAUUUAGGAUAAGGGAUACAAUGGUGUAAUUCUGACAUUCUGGUUUAUGUACACACCUUUAUGAAUGUUUUUCCUAUUUGUUUGGUUCUGUAGUUGACAUAUGACAUGAUCAUUCUGUAAAUCUUGUAUGUUUUAGUUGCAUGACAAUUUCUGAUGUACUUACCUAACAUCUCCAGUUCAGUAUUCAUCAGUCACAUGUCAAAUUUAAGUUGAGUAUAUGAGUAAAAAGUUCUGCAACCUCAGCAAUUGUGGCACUGGAAAGCUUUGCCAAUGAGCAACUGGUCAAUCUGAGAGAUACUCCAAGAAUGUGAAUUCCAUUGCACACAUUGCUGUUUUAUGGAUGUUCCUUGAUGCCUGGGCAGUGCUUGUAUAACCAUUUAGAUCUGUGAAACUGUAGCAUUGAACAUCAUACAUUUUGCAAUGCAUUGUAUCAAAUAUUUGAAAGUAAAGGUUAAUUAUCAUUAUGUAAACAUGCCUCUAUCCCUAAAAAACUUAAGAAAAAAAACUGUGGAGUCAAUUGAUUUUAUUUAUUAUGUGUCCAGAAAAGUACAGAAUAAACAUUCAUUGCUAGACUUUCGAUCAUCAUUAUAUACCAUAUAUGCAUUUGUCUUAGUUGUCUUAAUCACAGUGACAUUUUACCCCAAAUAAAUACAUCGGAUCAGA
Messenger RNA from Haliotis rufescens (red abalone), 3281 nucleotides. Its product is annotated as splicing regulatory glutamine/lysine-rich protein 1-like. The transcript is spliced from 16 exons. The coding region runs from base 175 to 2256 and encodes 693 amino acids. Gene Ontology annotation, cellular component: nucleoplasm. Lineage: Eukaryota; Metazoa; Mollusca; Gastropoda; Lepetellida; Haliotidae. Gene Ontology annotation, molecular function: RNA binding. The record is from RefSeq and is a predicted model, not a curated record.